This is a messenger RNA of Vespula pensylvanica (western yellowjacket), 1380 nucleotides long. Its product is annotated as chymotrypsin-2-like. The transcript is spliced from 5 exons. Lineage: Eukaryota; Metazoa; Arthropoda; Insecta; Hymenoptera; Vespidae. The record is from RefSeq and is a predicted model, not a curated record. Bases 153 to 881 code for a protein of 242 amino acids. Gene Ontology annotation, molecular function: serine-type endopeptidase activity. Gene Ontology annotation, biological process: proteolysis.
AUUCUUAACUUUGUAGCAGUACAAAAUGCUAAGUAUAUGUAACGUAUGAGCGACCUAAUUCACAAAAUCAAUUUCGUGAGCAAAAUAUCACAUCUGAUAAAUGCAAGUAUAAAUAUGAUUGUGAGGACUCUUUCUUCUAUACGUAAAGCGAGAUGGCUUAUAGAAUCUUCGUUUUUGUACUCGUUGUCAGCACAACUGCCAGUGCUGAAUCAAUCUCCAGUAGAGUAAUCGGAGGGAAGGACGCCGAAGACAAUGCCUUUCCUUAUCAAGUAUCUAUACGAGUACAGGGUUUUCAUAUUUGUGGAGGAUCAAUUAUUAAUAAACAAUGGAUUUUGACAGCAGCUCAUUGUCUUCGUAAUCCUAUUGAUACAUUUGUAGUAGUUGGCAGUAACAGUAUUCUAUCAGGUGGCAUAUCGUAUGGUGUGAAAGAAAUGAUUAUUCAUUCGAAGUAUAGUGUUAACCCUAUUAUAAAUGACAUUGGUCUGAUAAAAAUUUUUGGAAAAUUUGAAUAUUCUAAUGCAGUCGCUCCUAUUCAACUUCCAGAUAAAGACAUCGAUGAGACGAAUUGUACUGCAAUAUUCACUGGCUGGGGAGAAACCAAGAAUACGGGUGGAAGAGAUAAUUGGUUGCAAAUAAUAAAUCUAAAAAUUGUUGAAUUGCCAAAAUGUCGAAUGAUAUAUCAAUCGGUUAAAAAUACCAAUAUUUGUACAGAUAAUAGCCAUACACACGGUGUUUGCUAUGGUGAUUCUGGUAGUCCACUCGUUUUAAACGGUGUACAGAUUGGUUUGGCCUCUUGGGUUACACCGUGUGCUAAAGGAUAUCCUGACGUCCAUACAAGAAUUUACAGUUAUAUAGAUUGGAUCAUAUCACAUAUUAGCUAACUUUGUAUUAACGAAGUAAAAUCCUUCAGAAUUGAUAUCGUUCCUAUCCAUUUGACAACCAGAAUAAUAAAAUUCUGCGCGAACUGAUUAAAAACUGACUAUAAUCUUUUUAUUAGCAUUGAUCGAAAAAAGAUAAUUAUUAUAGAUAAGUAUAAUAAUUAGUUGAUCGAAAAUCGAUCAUGUUUGGAUAUUUGUAAAUUUUUAUCGAUAACGUAGCAGUAAUCUAAAGUACUAUAACAGGUGUUUGCUAAUCCGUUUUUAUCUUAUAUCGUGUACUCAAAAAUUUAUUUAUAUCUUACUACCAAUAAUAAAUGUUUAUUAAUAAUAGAAACAAUGUAUUCUUUUUAAACGAUUAUUACUACCUAUUUCUCUUUAGACGUGCUUAUAAUAAAUAGUUUAGUAUGUAAAUGCGCAUAACGAAAUAGAAUUGAUAAAAAGAAAUCUCGAGAUAUGAUAAUCUUAAGGGUUGCCUUUUGGCUCUACAUGAUAAAAGCUUUCG